Messenger RNA from Dichomitus squalens LYAD-421 SS1, 993 nucleotides. RefSeq lists its product as uncharacterized. NCBI's taxonomy places the organism in Eukaryota, Fungi, Basidiomycota, Agaricomycetes, Polyporales, Polyporaceae. The coding region runs from base 1 to 993 and encodes 330 amino acids. The record is from RefSeq and is a predicted model, not a curated record. The transcript has 10 exons.
AUGAGUCCCACCACGCUCGGUGGGCUUGAUGCGUCGUCUCUAUCCUAUGUGCUCCUGCGGUCCCUUCGGCGCUGGCAGUUUCCUCAGCUACCCCUCGGGAUGAACGACAGCUAUGAAGAUGUGAUACGCGAGACUUACUCCAUCAUGCAGGUCGAGAAUUAUUGCAUCAUGGCGUCGACAGCCCUCUUGUGGCUGGACUGGGCGCUCAUGUUCACCGUCGAGGUGCCAAGGAUAUGGAGACGGAAGUUCACGGGGGCGACGGUGGUAUACCUUCUCAAUCGGUACACUGCCCUCUUCGAGAGGGUCAUGUUUAUCCUAGAAGCGCUGUCAUGGGACAUGAGCGAUCACGGCUGCGGUGGAUUGACCCAUAUAGACGAUGCGCUCCUUGCGCUCAACUAUCUCGCAUUCGCUGUCGAGACCAUAUCAACCGUGACUACGGUGAUGUCGGAAGGUAUCUUCCUGGCGCUCACUUGGAUCCGAACGUAUGGAAUCAAGAGAGAUUGCUCCCGCUUGGGUGUGCACGCACCACUCACGACGCUUCUACUACGAGACGGCACAGCCUACUUUGUUACCCUAUUUCCGAGCAAGGCCGUGUCUAUUGUCUCCAGUCUGACCGACUCGCCAUCCACGUUCCUCCGUGUCUGGCCAUACUUCGACGAAGUCCUCACUGUCUGCUUCCUAUGCCGUUUCUUACUCGAUCUUCGUGGCAUCUACUUCUCCGACGGGGUGGAAAAUGAGCUUGAGGGGAGCAUGCACCUGUCCAACGUCAAUUUUAGCACGGCAAAUGUUAUCGGCAACCUCGGCGCCACCUCGAUGACACCCUUCCACUGUAGUGGUUUCCAGGAUGAUAGCGACGGCGACGGCGUCUACGAUGUGGACAGCCCCGAUUACGAAGAUGGGGAGGAUGACGAGGAACAGCCGCAGUUCAGAAGCGAUCCCUUCAAAGACGGUAUUGAGGUCCCGUCAAAUAUGCGCCAUCGUCUAUCGUACUGA